Gadus chalcogrammus (walleye pollock) is the source of this 6997-nucleotide messenger RNA. It is a transcript of the gene ap3d1, whose product is annotated as adaptor related protein complex 3 subunit delta 1. Gene Ontology annotation, cellular component: membrane coat; endosome membrane; terminal bouton. NCBI's taxonomy places the organism in Eukaryota, Metazoa, Chordata, Actinopteri, Gadiformes, Gadidae. Gene Ontology annotation, biological process: protein targeting to vacuole; Golgi to vacuole transport; neurotransmitter receptor transport, postsynaptic endosome to lysosome. The coding region runs from base 255 to 4067 and encodes 1270 amino acids. The transcript is spliced from 34 exons. The record is from RefSeq and is a predicted model, not a curated record.
AAUUCUGAAGUCAGGUGACUCCAGUCGCCAUUUUGUCAGCCAUUUCCUACACUGAUCCAUUGCCAGAGUCUUUGCAUCGCACUGGACGCCCUGUCUGGCCUCGCCUUCAUCUGUCCGGGAUUAGUAAACAGCGACGGCUCCUGCAAAGACGGUACCCGGGUGGAUGAGAGACAGUGUAGCGGGUCGGCCAGCACCCCCCCAGACCUCUUGUCAGGCGCUCAGUCCCGUAGGACAGAAGCCAUAAAGUCACAGACAUGGCUUUGAAGAUUGUCAAAGGGAGCAUCGACCGAAUGUUCGAUAAAAACCUCCAGGAUUUAGUACGUGGCAUUAGGAAUCACAAGGAGGAUGAGGCCAAGUACAUCUCCACCUGCAUCGAUGAGAUCAAGCAGGAGCUCAAGCAGGACAACAUCGCCGUCAAGGCCAACGCCGUGUGCAAGCUCACCUACCUUCAGAUGCUGGGCUAUGAUGUCAGCUGGGCUGCCUUUAACAUUGUGGAGGUCAUGAGCUCCUCCAAGUUCACGUACAAGCGGAUUGGCUACCUGGCUGCUUCACAGUGCUUCCACGAGAGCACUGAUGUCAUCAUGCUGACAACCAAUCAGAUCCGGAAGGACCUCAGCAGUCCUAACCAGUAUGACACAGGCGUUGCCCUUACUGGCCUUUCUUGUUUCGUGACCCCUGACCUGGCUCGUGACCUGGCCAACGACAUCAUGACUCUGAUGUCGCACACCAAGCCCUACAUCAGGAAGAAAGCGGUGCUGAUCAUGUACAAGGUGUUCCUCAAGUACCCAGAGUCUCUGCGCCCCGCCUUCCCCAGGCUUAAGGAGAAACUGGAGGACCCCGACCCAGGUGUCCAGUCGGCAGCGGUGAACGUGAUCUGUGAGCUGGCCAGGAGGAACCCCAAGAACUACCUGUCUUUGGCCCCACUGUUCUUCAAGCUCAUGACCUCCUCCACCAACAACUGGGUCCUCAUCAAGAUCAUCAAGCUGUUUGGAGCCCUCACACCUCUAGAGCCUCGCCUGGGGAAGAAGCUGAUUGAACCCCUGACCAAUCUCAUCCACAGCACCUCCGCGAUGUCUCUUCUGUAUGAAUGUGUCAACACUGUGAUCGCAGUGUUGAUCUCCUUAUCGUCUGGAAUGCCCAACCACAGUGCUAGUAUUCAGCUCUGUGUCCAGAAACUGCGCAUCCUGAUCGAAGACUCGGACCAGAACUUGAAGUACCUGGGCCUGCUGGCCAUGUCCAAGAUCCUGAAGACCCACCCCAAGUCUGUCCAGUCCCACAAGGACCUGAUCCUCCAGUGUCUGGACGACAAGGACGAGUCCAUCCGCCUGCGAGCCCUGGACCUGCUCUACGGCAUGGUGUCCAAGAAGAACCUGAUGGAGAUCGUGAAGAAGCUGAUGCUGCACGUGGACAAGGCGGAGGGCACGACCUACAGAGACGAGCUUCUCACCAAGAUCAUCGACAUCUGCAGCCAGAGCAACUACCAGUACAUCACCAACUUUGAGUGGUACAUCAGCAUCCUGGUGGAGCUGACCCGGCUGGAGGGAACGCGGCACGGACACCUCAUCGCCUCCCAGAUGCUGGACGUGGCCAUCCGGGUCAAGGCCAUCCGGGAAUUUGCCGUGGCGCAGAUGGCCACCCUGCUGGACAACGCCCACCUGCUCACCGGCAACACGCAGCGCAACGGCAUCUGUGAAGUGCUGUACGCCGCCGCCUGGAUCUGCGGGGAGUUCUCCGAACACCUGGAGAACCCAAUGCAGACCCUGGAGGCCAUGCUGAGGCCCAAGGUGGCCACGCUGCCGGGCCACAUCCAGGCUGUGUACGUGCAGAACGCCGCCAAGCUGUUCGCCACGGUGCUGCGGAGCCAGGAGGGCAACACGGACCGCACGGCGGCGCAGGAGACCAGCCAGCUGAUGAUCGACCGGCUGCCCCUCUUCGUGCAGAGCGCCAACCUGGAGGUGCAGGAGAGGGCCUCCUGCAUCCUGCAGCUGGUGAAGUACAUCCAGAAGCUGCAGCAGAAGGACGUGGAGGUGGCCGAGGAGGUCAACGCGCUGUUCGCUGGCGAGCUCAACCCCGUGGCCCCCAAGGCGCAGAAGAAAGUGCCGGUCCCCGAAGGCCUGGACCUGGACGCCUGGAUCAACGAGCCGCCGUCCGAGAGCGAGUCGGAGGACGAGAAGCCCAGGACCAUGUUCACCCGGGAGGAGACCAAGCACUCCCGGCCGCGGCACACCGAGGUGGACGAGAAGGAGCUGGCCAAGAGAAGAGAGGUGAGGAAGCAGGAGCAGGCCAGCAACCCCUUCUACAUCAAGUCCUCCCCAUCCUCCCAGAAGGUUUACCAGGAGGCUCCAGGAGUGGACCACAUCCCCGUGGUGCAGAUUGACCUCAGCGUGCCUCUGAAAGUCCCCGGUCUGCCCAUGUCCGACCAGUACGUGAAGCUGGAGGAGGAGCGCCGGCAGAAGGACCGGGCGGACAAGAAGAAGAAGGAGAAGAAGAAGAGGAAGGAGAAGGGCGGCGGCCGGCGGGGCAAGCGGGACUCGGGCCCUGAGAGCGAGGAGGACAUCACGCCGGCGCACAUGGUGGACAUCGUCACGGAGGAGAUGCCAGAGAAUGCCUUGCCCAGUGAUGAUGACGACAAAGACCCCAAUGACCCCCACAAGGCCCUAGACAUCGACUUGGACAGUUUGGUGGCUGCUGCCCGGCGCAGACCACUGGCUGACAGCGAGAAGCUUCCAGUGCGGUCCCACCGAUCCUCUGAAGCCCUGAAGACCAUGGCGGAGGAGGUGGAUGUCGUCGCCCCGCAGGAGGCAAAGAAGAAGGGCGGCAAGGAGAAGAAGGAGAAGAAGAAGGACAAGGAGAAGGACCGCAAGAAGAGCAAAGAGGAGAAGAAGAAGAAGAAACACAAGCACGAUGAGGGAGAGGAAGAUCUGAUGGGGGGUCAGACGGAAGAACCUAUGGUCCAAUCGGAGACGACCAAUGAUGUGGUGGCUCCGCCCCCAACCACCACUGCUGAGGUUUCGGAUCUGGAUUUCUGGCUCUCAAACGCUCCAGUGCCCUCUAACUCUCAGGAAGUGGCCGUAACCGCGGUUACCGCACCGGCAGCAGCAGCAGCAGCAGCGGCGGCCGGCGUUCCCCCUGCGGCUUCUGGCUCGGCGCCAGACUCGGAGCCUGAUGAACCCAAAGACGCGGAGGUGGACGAGAGCAAGUCCUCCAAACACAAGAAGAAGAAGCAGAAAAAGGAGAAGGAGGAGAAGGAUAAGAAGAAGAAGAAGAAGCAUCACCACCACCGUCACCAUAGCGACGGGGCCGGGGAGGAGUCUGUGCAAAAUGGCACCGUGGAGGAGGAGGAGGAGCCUCUGCCGCCCAUGUCCAAUUACUGCCUGCUGGCCGAGAACUCCUACAUCAAGAUGGUGUGUGACAUCCAGGGCAACCUGCAGGACGGGAGUCAGGUGGUGGUGUCGCUCAUCUUCGAGAACAAGUGUGACAGCUUCCUCAAGGCGAUGGAGUUCAACGUGCUGGACUCUCUGAACUCCAGGCUGCAGCGGCCCGACGGAGCGGGCCCUCACGACGGCCUCACCGUGCCCUUCCAGCUGCCUCCCGGGGUGUCAAACGAGGCGCGCUUUGUGUUCACCGUUAAGAGCAUUGUGAUGCCUCAGAAACUGAAGGGAACCCUGACCUUUAUAGUCAAGAAUGAAGACUCCUCCACCCAUGAAAAACUGGACUUCAAACUGCACUUUACCUGCACUUCCUACCUGAUCACCACUCCGUGUUACAGUGAUGCGUUUGCAAAGUUGCUUGAGUCGGGAGACCUGAAGGCCAGCUCUGUCAAGCUGGAGGGAGUCGUCAUGCCCUUCCCGCACCUGCUGGCCCGCAUCUGCUUCCACCAUCACUUCUCUGUUGUGGAGAGGAUCGACUCCUGUGCCUCCAUGUACAGCCGCUCCAUCCAGGGUCACCACGUGUGUUUGCUGGUCAAAACUGCUGAUCAGACCGUGUCCAUCGACGCCAAGUGUGACGAGCCGUCGCUGCUGAGCAACGUGCUGGAUGAGAUAAAGCUGACGUUCUCUCAGUGCUGAUUGUGUCUGGAGGCUGCAGGGUGCAACCCACCCCCCACCACCAAAACGCCCCUGACUCACCACACACAUGUCUAAUAUCAGUCCCACCUCCCCCCUGGUCCCAACUGAAACACACUCGUAACGGGACGCUACACCCAGCUCUCCCUCCACCCUCUCGCCCUAUUUAUUAAUCGUCGUUAAGAUCUCCUCUCCUUUUUGGCCUAGCUGUCACUGUCCCCAUGGUCUCCAUUCACACUGUUCUACACUCUGAGCUCGUCCCUUCUCUAUCUGACUCCCCCGUUUUACUUUAUAGACUUGGCAUGGCAACUCGCUCACUCCUCUUGAGGAUUGAGCGUUUGCAGCUUUUCGAUUUUUUCGUUGUUGUUAUUGUUUCCACAACACCCACCUCAGUCCAGCCUGUGGCUCCUCAAUGAGCCCAGAGGUUUUGGAAGGUUUGUGGUCCUUCCCGUACCCCUGUCUGUUCUUAAUGCCCUUACUGUCUGCCAGCAUUACAGUCCGUUGCAGUCCUGUGUUUUGGCAACUUGACUUUUUUUGUUGUGGUUGCUGUUGAUGGCUGAAUUGCGUUUUUACUGUUUUGGAAUUGAUUUAUUUUCCUUCUUCCUUGUGUUGGUGAGUUAUUUUUUUGUUGGAAACCUCUCUUCGCCUUUCUCUUGCUCUGCCCACUGACUCCUUUUUGUGUGUGUAAGAAUGUGUGUGCGUGUGCACACUGCUGUAUGUAUGCAUGAAUGCGUCUGUUUCUACUAUCCUAGCCACCAUGUGACUGACUCCUCUGCAUACUGGUUCAAGCUGGAAAAUCAACCUUCUCCCCUCCUGACUUAUCAUUGACCCUUUUUUAGAGAAAUCCCGGAGAGGGCUGGUUGCCCUCUGAUAAAAAGUUCAGAGAUGGAACUAAAGUUUCGCAUUUGGCACAAAUUAAACUUGUUGAGGUGCCAUUUGCUCCAACAUUAUUGUAGGAUCACACUUUACGAGACCCGGUGCAGAUUCAGAGAAAGUAUCCUGUGUGGGAGUCUGGCGGUAAUUGUGGAGGAUGGGUAGGUCAGUGAUGGAGAGUGCACUCGACUGACUGACUUCUGUUCCCCAGGGCUCCUCCCUCCUCCCUUGUCUGUGCGUCGGUGCUUUCAGGUCGUACUGGUCUAAGCUGGGUUUUUUUUUUGCUAACAAAGUCGUAAUAAUUAUUCUUAAACUUUACAUUUCUCCCCCUGCGUUCCUGCGCCAUUCACAAAGAACAAGAGAGAAAAAAUGUAACGAUUCCCUUAAACACUAGUACUCAUGAGUAGGUGCACGAAAUAAGUGGUAUGGCUGUUGUUACAUUUCCCUCCCGCUCAUGUUUAUUGAGAGGCCAAUGACUGCUGAUUAAUGCAGUCCUUUUAAGUCGAUAAAGCUAUUGGAAAGAAGCUUUGCUUUUGUCUAAACUGGCUGUUGGAUAAUAAAGGCUGUUCACCUCGGUGUGAAACAGACGGGUGACCCGUUGUCGCCAGCUUGCUUCACCGGUUGGUCAAAGCUCUGCUCAUCAUACACAUUCAUCUCCUGUAGGAUAAUCAUUUCCGACUCUACAUUGUGGUUAUUCUUAUAAAUGUGGUCAGUCGUAGAUGAUUUCUUUCUCAAUCAGUAUUAGCUGAAAUGGCUUCAUUGGAAAGUAACUACUGUUGAAUAACAGAACGGAACGUGUUGCCUCAUGUUAUCUCGUCUGAAAACAUAAGCGCCUGUGCUACUUGCAUCACAACCGCUUCACGGUGUGCACAUACAGUGUUCCUUCUCUCGUUUGAAACAGCCUUGUUCCUUUUUUGUACAUUGACAUCCAACAGUGGACAGCAACGGGUACAUAAAAAAACAAAACUAUUUUAUGGCUUGCUCCAAGUUACUGUUUUUUUAUUUGUAACUCUUGUCACUGCCUGGCCCAGCAUGACUUGGAUUAGCAGUAGCACGAUCAAAAUGGACUCUGUAGCAUCUUCUUGUUUUAUAUAUAUCCAUGUACAUCCAUUUAUCAAGCCACACCCUUAGAUAAAUAUAAUAAUGACGAUGGUAUUGAUUUUCCCAGUCCAUGUCGGCCAUUCCAUCUGCUUUUUUUUUUUUGGUGCAGUAGUAGUUUGAAUACAGUUGAUAAGCGGUCAUUCAGAAAUGUCUGUAAAAAUAAAAGUAUAUAUAUAUAUAUUCCCUGUUCCUGAAAAUGCUUCGACUGAAAAUAAAACUUGAUUAACCCUGACCAUACAUUGUACUAAAAACAUUUAUUGUGCAUAUUGUUUUAUGAAAUGAUCUUGCAUGAUUAGGAAUGUAUACUUUCAUAUAAUUUCUUCCCAAACCAAAUACGUUAUCCAACAGACAAAAUUUACUUUUUCAUCUCUAUUGUUUAUUUGUUUCCCUUAUUUUUUUAUUUCAUUUUUACAAAGUUUACUUCACCAUUCUGCACUUUUGAUGGUAUUGUAUUCUUAGAUAUCAUGAGUUCAGGCAUUUAUCAAAUAUAGACAAGUCUUUGAAUGUUUUAAAUUAUUGAACAUCGGGACGAGGGAUGUCAUGACAGUUUUGAGUGUGGAUGAGGCUCGGACAGAGUUCAGAAUAGGUCACAUUACACACAGUGCUCUGAGAGGCAAGCAGUCCACUGUGUCUUAACUAUCAGUGGCGUUGUAGUGUUCUCUUUUUUUUUUUCUCAAGGUUUUGCUUGUGACAUUGAAUUGUACUCUUCUUUUUUGAGGGCUAUGGUGUUAUUCCUUCAUGCUCAGAUUAUCCAACUGUAAUAUGUAAUAUAACGUUUCAAAGGGGACUGAGGAAAAAACGUAAGUUGUUAAAUACAUUCCCUUUAAAAACUACCCGAUAUAUUGAAAAAACAAAAACAAAGCUGUAAGAAGCUGCUGUAGUCUUUUGUGUUACAGUGAAACAAUAAACUACCAUAUGAAUAAAACAUUGUAUUUGUCCAUUUUGUGUGGGGGUGGGAG